Messenger RNA from Laetiporus sulphureus 93-53, 993 nucleotides. RefSeq names its product terpenoid synthase. NCBI's taxonomy places the organism in Eukaryota, Fungi, Basidiomycota, Agaricomycetes, Polyporales, Laetiporaceae. The record is from RefSeq and is a predicted model, not a curated record. The transcript has 3 exons. Bases 1 to 993 code for a protein of 330 amino acids.
AUGCAGCAAUUCGUCCUCCCCGAUCUUCUCGCCCUCCUACCCUUCAAGGGCAGCUUUAACCCGCAUUACGACGCGGUGGCUGCAGAGUCUUCAUCAUGGGUCAACGGCUACCGAGCCGUGUCAGAUCGCAAGCGAGCCUUCUUCCUCCAGGGUGGCAGCGAGUUGCUUUGCGCACACGCCUACCCAUACGCCAGUGCGCAGGACUUGCGUACAUGUUUUGACUUGGUCAACAUCCUCUUCACUGUUGAUGAGAUCAGUGACGAACAAAACGGCAAGGAUGCCUACUCCACCGGCCGCAUCUUCUUGAACGCGAUGAAAGACCCUGAUUGGAACGAUGGCUCCGCCUUGGCCAAGAUGUGCAAGGAAUUCCGUCAGCGGCUGCUACGGUACAAUAUGCCCGCAUGCUACAGCCGCUUGCUGAAGCAUUGCGAGGACUACGUCAAUGCAUUUGCCGAAGAAGCUGGACUACGCGAACGCAAUGAAGUUCUCCACCCGGAUUCAUACAUGAUCCUCCGCAGAGAGAACAGCGCUGUCCGAUUCUGCUUCGGACUAUUCGGGUUCGUUCUGGGUCAUGACCUCCCGGACGAGAUCUUCAAUGAUCCUGUUCUGUUGCGGAUGCAUCUGGCUGCCGUCGAUAUGGUCUGCUGGUCAAAUGAUAUCUAUUCAUACAACAUGGAGCAGGCUAUGGGUCACACUGGCAACAAUAUCAUGACUGUCCUCAUGAAGGCGCACAACUGCGACCUACAGGCCGCCGCCGACAUGGUAGGCGAGCACUUCAAGAAGCUCAUGGAUAGCUUCUACGCAGACAAGGCCCAAAUUCGGUCGUGGGGUCCUGAGAUGGACGCAGUGGUCGCUAAGUUCGUCAUGGCCAUGGAGAAUUGGGUGAUCGGGAAUUGCGAGUGGAGCUCCGAGACAUUGCGAUACUUCGGUCCCGAACGCCAUGAAAUCAAGCGAACGCGUAUCGUCAGGCUGAAACCGAAGCGCGAGGACUGA